AUGCUCUUUCUUUUGUCCACGUGCUUUUUGCUAUUCUCGGCUGUUCGUCCGGACCCAGUCACCAUCAACAUCACUCUGGGAUGCAUGCCAACUCUCAGUUGGUGCGCAAACUUCAAGAUUUUCGAAAUUAACAGGUGAACAAUAGUUAUAUCUCCUAAAAUAGAAAUUAUCUGCUUCAGACGCACCGAAACCGUUUGGUAUUCCUUCAAUAACUAUUGCACUGAUCGACUCUGGCACAAAUUCACGGUUGGACCAUUGAUGUCCAAUCAAACCGAUGCUCCAGUCAGACAUUACCACAUAUUGAUCGAAUUGAACAUUAAUUACAGGAACAUAAAAUCUCUUGGCAAAUGGAACACAAUUGUACUGCUGACGGACUUCCACGUUGCUACGACGCUUUUGCACCAGAAACCGUUAAAAACAACGGACCGUGAGAUUUUCAUUUUCACUCAGGUUCAUCUUCAUUUUUUUAGAAUCAGCUUCGAUUUAAACAUUGACUUCUAUGAUAUGGGAGAAGAAGGCAAAUGCAUUCAUCCGACCUUGUGAAUUCUUUAAUGAAGUUUAAAACAUUGUUUUCUCUAAAGGUUCUGUCAACUGAUUGUUUGUGAUGUAAGCCAUGGGAAUCGGACAAUUAAUCUAGUGAUUUGAAAGCAUUAAGAGUGAUGUAUCUCUCGGCACGACCUCGCAAAACACUUCUCCUCUCGUUCCUCAUUAGAUCUUCUCAGGUCAUUUAUUUCGAAUCACACUCCUCUUGCCAGACUUUGGGGUCCUCGCCUCACUCAUCACAUAAAUUUUGCUGGCUCUGCUCCGGUUAGGUCGCAGAAGCGGAUCGAAAAAACACGUGUCGUGGCGACGGGAAAAGACCAAAGAGAAGAUAAUGAGAUCAAAGGAGAAAUGAAGAAAAUGAGAAGCUAGGGUUUCGGGACGAGAUAAGCCGCAGAUUGCAAAGGGAAACGACGGAGACGGCGGCGGCGGGCUUGAGCGGUCCGCCCGGUUGGAUGAAAAGACAGCUGUCUCGUCUUGACGUAGACCGACUGGAAGGAGGAGACUGUGGAGUAGCUACUUAUUGCGUCGUUCCGCCGGUGUGAGUGUGUCUCGCGGUGGGUCCGCCGCCGCUUGACUAUGCAGACACUCCGAAAUCCGCUGUCGAUAUUCAGAGCACGGUAUGUUGCACUUUUGGAUGUAUCUUUCAAGCUGUUUUACUAGGUUUUUUGAUACAUCAUAAUUUUUGUUCGAUUUAUUUACUUCAAAUCUUGAGCCAUUUCCUUUUUGACAAAUCGAUAUGCUCUGUUUUAUUGUCAACGUUCUCGAGUUACAUUUGCCGCCAAACUCUGCCCCCAAUGUCAUGAGUUACUUGUUAGUGUAUCAGCUCCGACAAACAUCAAGUUUACACAUUCCCAUACCCACCAACCACUCUCAUUUUUCACUAAACUACAAUUCAAUGCAUAAUUCCAGAUCGCGAAGUCGAGAACGAAGCAUUCCUCAACGAGCUGUCACUCAAUCAGAAAGGCCGGACAAAUCUCGGUCAGUUGUGUUAUUGUCACCCAAAAAUUUCGGGAGCACAGAGCAAUCAAUCCAUCUCGUCAUUCUUCAUUUCAGAAACAAAAAUGACAACGAAAAAACGAAAGGUGAUUUGGCGCAAAACACUGCAAGCUCGGCCAAUAAUGCGGCUGAUAAUGCGACGACUCAGAAAUUGUUUGUGAAACGUGGCAAGUAUGCUUCGGAGUGCUUAGCAGAGACUAAAAUUGAGAGGAAAUCAGUGUAAGUACUAGACUCCCAGACAAUUCUCCAUUUACUCAUUUCCAGAUGUCGGGAGAAGACCCACAAGAGCAUAGUGAUCCCCCAGCCGAGGGCGUACACUUGUGAGAAGAUUCAGAAGACUGUUAAGAUUCCAAACGAGCCAAUGGUAAGUCUCAAUUGUUUAGAUUUCCAUAUUCUCAAUUCCAUUCCGUUCCCUGGUCAAGUCUGUUCAUAAUCCCUCACGACCACCCGUCCUUCUCCGUCUGCUAUAAACAUGUGUUGUUGACCCAAAUUGAGUCAUAAAUUUUAUGAUCCUCUAUUGCUGAACCCUCAGACAAGCUCUCAGACACCCACCCUCCGCUUUAUGUUUCUUGGAAUUUGAUUCAUUUCGCCGCGCGCUUCAGAUGAGCAAGAAAUCAUCGCAUUGGAAUUACGUCGCUGCACCGAAGCACAUCACUCUGCAGCCGGGUCCGUCCAGCGAAAGGUCAAGUGCAAGUGUGGGUGUUGCCAACGGAUUCUCGACCGAAGCGAUGAUUGAGGAGAUUUUUGCGCCGCUUCGGGACACCAUAAAUGAGGGGAUUAAGGAAGCGCGGCACUUAUCCUCCUCUCCCGGUACGUGGUUUGGUUAGUUUUACUUUCGAUUUUGUGAAAUUCAGAAAAAAUGAAACUAACGCAUACACCGUCUACCCGCUUGGAGCAAUGGAAAGCUCAACUGAACUCGACGAGUCCUCGAACAAGAGAUAAAAGUGCGCCGGCCACAGUUCAACGGUAACUUUAUCUCAGAUAUUCGCAACUUCUACCCUUGCCUAUCUUUUCCAGACUAACCAUCAAACCUCAAACAACUCAACUUAACAUUCCUCGCCCUGUCCACACUACUCAAUCCGCUAGUAACGCAUUGUAAGUUAUCCCGCUUGACAGUUGUGAUUUGCUGAAAAGAAGAAUGCGAAAAAAUGGGGGAGGUUGAGUCUCUCUAAUUGAUACGAUUAGUCAAAUGUUGUUGACGGUUGCGUGUUUUAUACGAAAACCGGAGAAAGUUGUUCGUUCCGACCGAAAUUUCUGCAUCCUCUUUGUGUUGCGACCCCCCACACCCAACUGACUGUUCACUGACCUUCAAACGCGUCGAAAGUUUCGUGCCUCGCGGUUAUCAACACUCCCUGCCAACCCAUUCACCACUUCAUUAUCAUAUGUCUUCAGUACAUUAGUAUUCGAUUUUUGCCGUUUGUUUCAGAGUUGUCAUGGAUCAUCGAACUUUGAGAGAUGUCAGUGCUAGAAGACGUUCUGGCACGUGGCAACCAUUUUCUUCGAAUACAUGUAAGCUUUUAAACUGAAACUGUAUUGAGACUUUGCAAAAUAGCUUCUUUUUUUUUCAGAUAACGCGGAUCGACCUCCGAUAGAUUUUGUAACUUCUCCAAAAUAUUCUCAUCAUGAAGCGACAAUUUUCCGACCAAUAGCUCAUCGAGCAAAACCUGACUUUAUCAACCACAACGAUGGAAACAGAAGGUCUUUCAGAAGGUAUCUCAAACUUUUGGAUCCCUUUCUAAGCCCCCCAACUUCAGAGUAGAUUCAUUCUCGAAAGACAGCAACGGUUCCUUGUCCGAUCUUCUCAUGAUGUAUCAAGGUAAUGAACUUCAUAAAUCACUCGUCAAAUUCCUUCUUAUCGCUAAUUUUUUGCAGCUAAAGACCCAAAUCGAGAGAUGAACGCUUCAAUCCGCUCAACUGCCAGCAAUUCGUCUUCGUUCCCAUCGCUUCCGCCGGAACAGGUUUAUCGGCGGCGCGAGAGUGCUUCUCCACUUUACCUAUCAUCUCAUUUGGCUAUAAAUCAGUAUUCGUUGCAGAUAAAUCAACAGAAGAAUGUUCUGACGACUCUUUCAUCUUCGUCAUCUGGAAUACACGUAACACCGUCGCCAAGUGAUUCGGGCAUAAUUGAUUAUGAGGUGAUUUCCUGGUUGCGCGACAGUGUGAUAAAUUAGUGUUUUUGGUCUCAGAACCUGAUUAGAGACAAAGAGUUGGAACUGCAAGAGAUCAGAAAUACUAUGGAGCAGAAUGAAGAGAUCAUCAUCAAGGUGAGAAUUUGAGUUAUAUAUAAAAAGAUUGCUAUUUGAAGUUUCAGGUGUAUCAAGACAAAGAGCGAGCGUGGAAAACAGAGCUGGAAGGCCUGAAAUGUAGAGUGACGGCUGCUGAAAAGGGCGAAAGAGCUCUUCGGGAGCAGCUUUCCAACUGUCAACGUCAGAACACCGCCAUGGGUUCUUGUAUGCGAAGUCUCCAGGAGGAGAAGACACGACUCAUGGCGAAGGUACACUUUUUUCUAAAACCAAAACUAUUUCCAUUAUUUUCAGUGUAUCCAAAUGGAAAAAGAAGUGGACAACUUGCAAAACGUGUCCCUCCGAUCAGGAUGUCCCAACUGUACAAUUUCAUCUUCCAGCAAUGUUGACGUCAGUUUUUCAUUCUUUUUAUUUGUAUUUUCCCACAUCUAUGACUAACUAACGAUGUAUUGUACACCAAAAUUGUACAGCUAUUGUUUGAGAUUGAGAAGAAGCAACGGAAGGAAACAAUCGUUUUUCAGGAGGAGAAAGAUUUGCGGAAAGAAAUACAAGAUUUGCGGCGAGAAGUGACGAAUUUGAAACAAGUUGUGGACGAUGGACGACAUUUCAAGUCAUAA
Caenorhabditis sp. 36 PRJEB53466 is the source of this 4396-nucleotide messenger RNA. The record is from the annotation of a GenBank genome assembly. NCBI's taxonomy places the organism in Eukaryota, Metazoa, Nematoda, Chromadorea, Rhabditida, Rhabditidae.